Camellia sinensis is the source of this 1309-nucleotide messenger RNA. RefSeq lists its product as uncharacterized. The record is from RefSeq and is a predicted model, not a curated record. Lineage: Eukaryota; Viridiplantae; Streptophyta; Magnoliopsida; Ericales; Theaceae.
UAAGUAAACAUUCCUUUUUCUCUUCUUUUAUCUUUUUACAAUGAUCAAUCACUGAGAAAUUCUCUCUAGCGAGAUAAAGAAAAAGUGAGAAAAAUGUUGAAGAGACAAGAGACUGUGCUGUCAUCGUCGUCUCGCCGUGAAACCGUGCCUGAAAAAAACCACCACCAUGCAAAAACCAUCGGUUGCUUGUCCGGCAUUCUUCGACUCGUCUCCUCCAAGUACCAAAAUCGUCACCGUAACCGAAUCACUUUCGGUAGAAAGCAUGGAAAGAACAACGAGCAGGUGAAUUCUCCGGCUCCGGUGAAAAUCGAAGCUUCUUCGCCAGCGACGAUGAUGAUGCGAUGCGAUUAUAAGAAGACGAAUGGGAGUGGAGGAGACAAAAUGGUCGAUUUUCGGCGGAGAUUCUCGUGCGAAGUGCCUCGAAGCCCAACACUUCCACCGGAGAUUCGCCGAUCGAAUUCCGUCAAUUCGCCGGAAAACUUCCGAGCUAGUACUCCGCCGCCUCCGGCACUUGUGGCGAGGCUGAUGGGGCUGGAGGAGAUUCCGGCGGAGGCUGCGAUCGCGGAGAAGAGAAAGAAGUUGUUGGGAGCGUUGGAGAAAUGUGACGAAGAUCUCCAGGCGAUUAAGAAAAUCAUCGAGUCUCUGCGAUCUACGGAGGAGCCGGAGCGCCUUCGAUCUCCGCCGCCACCGGUCAGCGUAGAGGGCAAUGCAGGCGGCGGUGGUGGAGGAGAUAUAAUGAGGAAUGUGAAGUGGUGUUCGGAAUUUAACGGCGGCGAAGAGCGGAGUCCGAUCUCUGUGUUUGAUGACUUCACUAAAUCACCUUUCAACACCAGUUGCUUCUCAAAAAGACACAUUACUAAUGGUGCAGGAAGACGAACGGUGCAGCAGCAGCAACAAAAGCCACAACCGAUGAGAACAAACCCUAGAUUCAUCAGAAGAGAUGUUGAUGACUUUGGGAUAAUAAAGUGUGAGACCGAGGUGUCGUCACCACCGUACUUAUGGAGCAACAAAGUUACCAUGAAUAUGAUAGAGAGUGUGGAUGAAGUUUGUAGGGACAUUGCAUGGGGGGAGAAGAGAGAGGUUGGGAGAAUAGGGUUGGUUUUACAAGAUUACAUAUGCAAAGAUUUGAUUGAAGAAAUUGUCAAGGAAUUAGGAGAAUGUUGUAGUAGUAGUAGUUGCAUGUUGUAUCAUUAUUCACUACCCCUUGAGGCUUGUAAGAGAAGGCUACCUUUCUAAUGUGUCCCUCUUUAAAAGAUGGAUAUUUCUUUCUUGCCCAUAAUAUGAACCCAUUUACCCUUUGAUUUAUAUA